Molecule: messenger RNA, 1187 nt
Organism: Pelobates fuscus (common spadefoot toad)
Lineage: Eukaryota; Metazoa; Chordata; Amphibia; Anura; Pelobatidae
Product: telomerase reverse transcriptase-like
Exons: 11
Coding region: 1-1140 (379 amino acids)
Biological process (GO): telomere maintenance via telomerase
Cellular component (GO): telomerase catalytic core complex
Molecular function (GO): telomeric repeat DNA binding; telomerase RNA binding
Source: RefSeq, a predicted model, not a curated record
AUGGCACUAGAGGACUUCUGGCAUCAUAACUACCGGUAUAUCAGUUCUGUUAUGGCUGAUGUGAAAGGAGCUUAUGACACCAUUCCACAUUCAAAACUUAAAGAAGUAGUUUCAAAAAUAAUUAAAGAAAACAUUGAAGAGCACUACUACAUACGACGUUAUGCCACCGUUUGGUUGGACUCAACUGGACAUAUAAGAAAAUCAUUUAAAAGACAUGUUUCAAAAUUGGAUGAUUUUUUUCCAGAUAUGAAUCAAUUUGUCUCUCAUCUUCAAGAGCAUACCAUAAUGCAAAAUGCUAUUCUAGUGGACCAGAGCCUUUCUUUGACUGACAAUUCAAAAGAAAUGUUGAGGUUUUUGGAGCAAUUAAUAUGUAAGCACAUCCUGAAGAUAAAGAACAAAUAUUAUGUACAAAACCGUGGAAUACCUCAGGGGUCCAUGUUGUCAUCAUUGUUGUGCAGCCUAUGCUAUAGAGAUAUGGAAAACUGCAUAUUUUGUGGAAUGCAACAAAAUGGGUUGUUCAUGAGACUCGUUGAUGAUUUCUUGUUGGUUACACCUCAUCUAGAACACGCAAAAACAUUUCUAAGUUAUGCCUGUACAUCCAUUCGUUCAAGUCUGAUUUUUUGUCACAGUACUUCAGCUGGAGAAAAUAUGAGACAGAAACUAGUUAAAAUUUUCAGGCUUAAGUGUCACAGCUUCUUCCUUGAUCUUAAGGUGAACAGCUUACGAACCGUGUUCAUCAAUGUUUACAAGAUACUUUUGCUUCAAGCUUACAGGUUUCAUGCAUGUGUUCUGCAACUUCCAUUUCACCAAGGAGUAAAGAAUAAUCCAUUGUUCUUUCUUAGUGUGAUAACUGAGAUGGCACCAUGUCUGUACUCAUGCUUGAAGAGCAGCAACAAAGAUAUGACAAUUGGCACCAAAGAAGCGUCUGAUCCAUUCCCUUUUGAAGCUGCUCAAUGGCUCAGUUGUCAUGCAUUCUUGACAAAGUUUACUACUCAUAAGGCAAUAUACAAGUGUUUACUUGUUCCUUUAAAAAAAUAUAAAGUACAGUUGUCUGGAACUCUAUCACGAGAUAUACUUCACCUGCUUAGAGGAGUGACAGAUGGAUCUCUUCAUAAAGACUUUUCAGCAAUAUUAGAUUAAAAUUACAAUAGCAUUUUUCUGCAUAUGGAUUUGUGCAUACCACAUUG